AUGGCCUCCUUUUCUAUCAAGACACGCUCAUCAACAUCGCUGCGAAAAAGGCAUUCUCUAGUGAUUACACCCACAACCCAAACACGAGAAGAUAAGGGCAUGUUAACUAUGCGCUACGAAGAAGCAUUAAAGGCAAAGCCUCCCAUCGCCGUCACAGUCCCGCCACCGAUUUUGCCACCUACUGACGUACAUCCUGCCCUUCGUCCCAACUGCGAAGAUAUCGAAGGCGAAAAGAGAAAACGAGAUAGUGGGUUGGCUAAUACUAUGAAUAGCCGCCUUGAAGAAAGUUUAGCUGCUGAAACUGGUGUUCCUUUCCGUCUAAGCGUAGCACCUUCUGAAAUAGAAGAACGCCUCAACAGUAACACCGGUGGUGAUUCAUUGUGUCAAGAUACCACCACUAACCUAUCGCCGACAAAUUCAAGACUAAGCUCUCCAUAUCCCGGACGCCUCGAGAGAUCAGACUCUAAAUGGCGACUAAAAUUAAGAGCCAAGCUUGCUGACGAAAGAAGAAAAGUCUUGCCGGAAAAAUUCACUCACAUACUAACCGAAAUUCCGACAGAGUGUUGGAUGGAGGAUGAUUUCAUGGAUCAAGUCGCCUUCUCUAAGCGAGGCUCAGUCAUGCUGGAAGAGUCCAAGUCAGACGACUUUCUUUCAGCUCAGGACGAACCCAUGAGCCAAUUUGACGGCUCUAACACAACAGAUACCACUAAUCUAAGUGCUCAUGUUCAACGAGAGUCGCAACGCGUUAGAUCAAUGUACGAAAGAAGAUCUAUGCUAACUUGGUCCGAACGCAGAAACUCCAUGUCUCUGGGUACUAACAACUUAGUAGGUGUGGGAAAAAGAUCUAACAGGUUAGUCGACAUGAAUCAUGCCUCUUCGUCGCUAAAACCCGGGUAUCAUCUAACUAGAUUAACAGUGUUAAAAGCAAAUAAAUGUUAUCAUCAGGGCGCUAGCGAAGAAAUAGACGACAUGGAUAAGUGUGAAGUUGAUAGAUACGGCUUCAUAACUACAAUCAAAAGCCGAAGCAAUAUUGAAUCAUCUAGGUUGACACUUCCUCAACACGGUCUUACGUCUGGAGUCUUUCAAUCAGGCACACAAACCCCGCGCAAAAGACGGGGUCUAGACCGAGUAACCUCGGUAGUAACAACUAUUAAGCACGUGCCACAUCGCAAAUCCUCUGUUAAGAUACCAGUGUCAAACAUACCCCAUUCACCGGAACCCCUUCAAGCUCAGCCGACUACUAGUGAAAGGAUUCGUGUGGCUAAAAAUCGAUUACCGGGAAAUCGAGAUAAGAGAUUAGUUGAUGAGGCGGCGGGAAUGCUCAGUCUUGCCCCAAAAACAUCAAAUCCGACCGAAGAAGAAAGCGACCGAGUCGUUGAAAAUCUCAAGAGAAAGGAAUGGGACAGGUCCGAGAAGUGGAGAAAGAUGUCUAGAAUUAUUGUCCCUGCCAGAGGUGCAGAGGGUAUGGAUUACGAAUUUGAUAUUAAAUCUGCAAAGUUGAUAAAGAGAACCUGGAAAGGUAUCCCUGAUCGAUGGCGUUCCGUGGCAUGGUAUUCAUUUCUCAGAAACUCUGCCAGACAAAGACAAGAUAGUGCGUCAGAGGAACAAAUAAUUGAAUCCUUCCACAAGUAUUUGCAUGAGAGUUCGUCUGACGAUGUACAAAUUGACGUUGACGUCCCUCGUACAAUCAGCAGCCAUAUCAUGUUUCGGAAACGUUAUCAAGGUGGGCAGAGGCUACUUUUUCGAAUCUUGCACUCAUUCUCUCUAUACUUUCCAAAAACUGGCUAUGUGCAAGGAAUGGCUUCAUUGGCCGCAACUCUUCUCUGUUAUUAUGAUGAAGAGAGAGCUUUUAUAAUGUUAGUUCGGCUCUGGACUUUGCGUGGUAUGGACAAGUUAUACGAACCUGGAUUCGGGGGACUAAUUGAUGCCCUCGAACAAUUCCGCAAGGAAUGGAUCAGCGAUCCUGCUAUCACGAAGAAAUUUGAAGAAUUAAACGUCGAAACCACAGUAUAUGGCACCCGAUGGUACCUUACUAUCUUUCAUCACUCAAUCCCAUUCGCGGCCCAAUUACGUGUAUGGGAUGUUUUCAUGCUUCUCGGUGAUUCAGAGCCUACCCAUAAUCCAGAGAGAACUAAUAUAGAUUCCGGUCUCUCUAUUAUUCACGCAACAAGUGCAGCUUUAAUCGACGCAAAUAGAGAGACCCUCUUAGAAAGCGACUUUGAGAAUUCAAUGAAGCUUCUAACUAGCUGGAUUCCUAUUAAAGACGAAGAGAUUUUAAUGAGAGUAACCCGAGCUGAGUGGAGGCUUCAUCUUCGAAAAAAAUAA
Messenger RNA from Blumeria graminis f. sp. triticale, 2325 nucleotides. Lineage: Eukaryota; Fungi; Ascomycota; Leotiomycetes; Helotiales; Erysiphaceae. The record is from the annotation of a GenBank genome assembly.